Messenger RNA from Paramuricea clavata, 513 nucleotides. The record is from the annotation of a GenBank genome assembly. NCBI's taxonomy places the organism in Eukaryota, Metazoa, Cnidaria, Anthozoa, Malacalcyonacea, Plexauridae.
ACGAGUGGUGCAAGAAGUGUACGUAGAGUCUGCCAACAAAGACGAAAUCCAGUUCCAGCACACACAGCACCACUACAACCAAUUAUGACACGGCGACCAGGAGAGAUUGUAACUAUGGACAUCGUAGAAUAUCCAUUAAGUCCUCGGGGAUAUCGCUUCUGCCUCGUAAUGAUUGACCAUUUUACGAAAUGGUUGGAAGUAUUCCCCCUAAGGAAUCAGAAAGCAGAAACUGUGGCAAAAAAGGUGUUUGAUGGGUGGAUUCCAAGACAUGGCACCCCAGAGCAACUUCACCAUGAUCAGGGAAAGAAUCUAUCGGCAAAAAUGAUUCAAGAAGUCUGUAACUUCCUGGAAGUUUGGAAUACGCGCACUACACCAUUCCAUCCCCAAUCAGAUGGCGCUUCGGAGAGAAGUAUCCGCACGUUGAACAACAUGUUAGCAAAAGUAGUUGCAGAUGACCAAAGAAACGUAUCUUCGUCAUGUUUUGCGUACAACACUGCGGUACAUAGCAUUUAG